UCUAUUAUAUUUAUUUGAACUAACUUUUGAUUUAAAAAAAAUCUCAACCCCUCCUCUAAAAAAACAACAUUUAUUUCUACAAAAUUUAAUCCCCUAUGAUAACUAAUCUAUUCUCUAUUUUUGACCCUUCAACUAGUAAAAUAUUUAGACUAAACUGACUUAGUCUUUUUAUCCCUCUUCUCCUUAGCCUUCCUCUCUUUUGAACAACCCCGUCCCGACCAUUAAUAUUCACCUAUAUCAUUUUCAAAAAUAUCUCAAAAGAAAUUAAUAUAAACCUUAAAAAUCAAAACCUUAACUCUUCUCUUAUAUUCCUAGCUCUCUUCUAUUUUAUUAUUAUCAAUAAUCUCAUAGGCCUUUACCCCUAUAUCUUCACUGCCACAAGCCACCUAACAAUUACUUUAGGCCUAGCCUUCCCCUUAUGACUCUCCCUCAUACUAUGAGGUUGACUUAAAAAAACAAAUAACAUAUUUGCGCACCUAGUACCCCUAGGUACUCCCCUGCCCUUAACCUUCUUCAUAGUUUUAAUUGAAAGUAUUAGUCUUCUAAUCCGCCCCAUCACCCUCUCUGUUCGAUUAGCAGCAAAUAUAAUCGCAGGCCAUUUACUUUUAUCCCUUCUAAGUAAUAUUAGAGAAAAACUCCCUAGUGCUAAUAUCUUUAUCUACCCCCUUAUUCAAACCCUCCUAUCCCUAGAAUAUGCAGUUGCCAUAAUCCAAAGUUACGUUUUUAUCGUCCUAAUUUCUCUCUACCUAGCUGAAAUUAACUAUGACAUACCACCCAUAUCAUAUAGUAAACCCCAGUCCCUGACCCCUACUAAUAGCCCUCUCAAUUGGCUCUAUAAUCACAGGCCUAGCCUAUUCUUUAACCUCAGGAUUUGAUUCUUGUAUAAAAUUCUGAGGAUGACUCCUUACUAAUAUUUUUGCCUUCCUAUGAAGACGAGACAUUAUCCGAGAAGCCACAUACCUUGGUUACCAUACUAAUAAAGUUUAUGAAGGAUUAAAGCUUGGCAUACUCCUCUUUAUUCUAAGAGAAAUCUUAUUUUUCUUUAGUUUUUUCUGAACCUAUUUUCAUGGAAUACUUGCUCCCGAUUUAGAACUAGGCCUAGCCUGACCUCCAAAAGGUAUUAACAACUUUAACCCAUUCCAAAUUCCUCUUCUUAAUACUUUAAUCCUUCUCUCCUCAGGCAUCUCAAUUACAUGAUCCCACCACAGACUUAUCAACAAUAAAACAUCACAAAGCAUUCUUAGACUAAAAAUUACUAUUGCCCUCGGAUUAUACUUCUCAAUCCUUCAAGCUUUUGAAUAUUUUAUAGCACCCUUUACCAUAGCAGAUAGUAUGUUUGGAAGAAUUUUCUUCCUUGCUACAGGGUUUCAUGGCCUACAUGUUCUUAUUGGAACACUCUUUAUCCUUGUAUCCCUUUUUCGAAUAAAUACCCUCCAUUUCAACAAGUUCCAUCACUUCGGAUUUGAAGCAAGAGCUUGAUACUGACAUUUUGUGGAUGUAGUCUGAAUAUUUUUAUAUCUUUUCAUAUAUUGAUGAAUUUUCUAAACUAUUA
Messenger RNA from Onthophagus taurus, 1552 nucleotides. Lineage: Eukaryota; Metazoa; Arthropoda; Insecta; Coleoptera; Scarabaeidae. The record is from RefSeq and is a predicted model, not a curated record.